Molecule: messenger RNA, 663 nt
Organism: Equus quagga
Lineage: Eukaryota; Metazoa; Chordata; Mammalia; Perissodactyla; Equidae
Product: granzyme B-like
Exons: 5
Coding region: 1-663 (220 amino acids)
Biological process (GO): proteolysis
Cellular component (GO): intracellular membrane-bounded organelle; cytoplasm
Molecular function (GO): serine-type endopeptidase activity
Source: RefSeq, a predicted model, not a curated record
AUGCAGCCACUCCUGCUCUUGUUGGCCUUUCUUCUGCCCCCCGAGCCUGCAAUAGGAGUCAUCAUCGGAGGACAUGAGGUCAGGCCCCACUCCCACCCCUACAUGGCAUUGAUUCAGGUUCCCAUGAAGAAGAUGGCCAAGACGUGUGGCAGUGUCCUCGUGGAAUUGGACGUUGUUCUGACGGCUGCUCACUGCUGGGGACGCUCAAUCAGGGUGACUCUGGGGGCUCACGACAUCCUGAAUCAAGAGUGGACCUGGCAGGUCAUCCCUGCGAAAGGAGCCAUCUGCCACCCAGACUAUAUUCCUAAUGAAUACUUCAGUGACAUCAUGAUACUAAAGCUAGAGAGAAAGGCCAAGCUGACUGCAGCUGUGUGGUCCCUCAUCCUGCCCAGGGGCACAGCCCAGGUGAGGCCCAGAGAGGUGUGCCGUGUGGCCGGUUGGAGGCUAAUGGCCCUAAAAGGCAUAAUUUCCAACACACUGUGGGAGGUGGAGCUGACUGUGCAGCAGGACCAGGUGUGUGAAUCCUGCUUACAUGAUCAUUACAACAGUACCACUCUGCUGUGCGUGGGGGACCUGAAGGAAAGGAAGACUUCCUCUGAGGGGGACACUGGGAGACCUCUCAGCUAUAAGAACGUGAUCCAGGGCAUUGCCCUCGGUGGGUGA